Molecule: messenger RNA, 387 nt
Organism: Prunus armeniaca (apricot)
Lineage: Eukaryota; Viridiplantae; Streptophyta; Magnoliopsida; Rosales; Rosaceae
Source: the annotation of a GenBank genome assembly
AUGCAGAUCUUCGUAAAAACCCUAACCGGGAAGACUAUCACCCUUGAGGUGGAGUCCAGUGACACCAUCGACAACGUCAAGGCCAAGAUCCAGGACAAGGAAGGUAUUCCACCGGACCAGCAGAGGCUCAUUUUUGCCGGGAAGCAGCUCGAGGAUGGCCGAACUCUCGCCGACUACAAUAUCCAGAAAGAAUCAACUUUGCAUUUGGUUCUGAGGCUCCGUGGUGGGAUUAUUGAGCCGUCUCUCAUGGCAUUGGCUAGGAAAUACAACCAAGAUAAGAUGAUAUGCCGCAAGUGUUAUGCACGCUUGCACCCUCGUGCUGUCAACUGCAGGAAAAAGAAGUGUGGACACAGCAACCAGUUGAGGCCAAAGAAGAAGGUCAAGUAG